AUCAUGCCACAUGAAAAGCACGAGUUUUGCGUGACUUUUAUUGCUGGCACUUGAAAGGACCUUCGUAUUUCUUACGGAUUUUUGACAAAGAGAAAAGGAGAAUGGAGUAUAUGACCGUGAUCUCGUUUUUCUUCAUACUUGUGGCACAGGCAGAAUCUACACCGUGUCCAGUACCAGACGACAUUCCUAACGGCGAAAAAGUUUAUACUGGGACAAGUGUCACCUACACAUGCCGUAAAGGUUACGUUAUUUCUAGCGGAAACGCAACUCGAACUUGCUCGGGCGGAACAUGGAGUGGCACGUUACCAACUUGCACAGACAUGGACGACAUUUUCAGUUUCGAGUGUGAUAUGGCCGGUACAGUCACGGCAGUCAAUCCGGACCCUUCAAGUCUGAUAUGGGCUCAAGCCUCUAAUGAAGACGGACCGUGUGAUACUGAAUUUGCUGCCGGAAAUGCGUCUGUUAUUAUCAGUGGUUGUUCAGCGGACAAAGUGAUAUCGUUGGUACUUAGCCCAUACAGCACAGUAAUACCUACGCUUAUUAUGAACGACGUAAAAUUCUACAACGUCACGUGUAAAUCGAUACCCCAUGACGGCAUUCUCGUCGUUGUCACUGACAGCACGUGGAUAAAAAAUAAAGUGAGAACAUCCCAUGAACCGUAUGCACAACCCGGGGUUAUCAUCAAUUCGGGCAUAGAAGGAGUUAGAGCCUAUGCCGUUAAUGAAACUGUGCAGAAUCAGACAGUACUAAUCAACGAGCUGAUCCAUUGGAAGUUGUUUGUACCAGAACCGUAUCUUAUCCAGCCACUUAAUUGUACAGCCUAUUCCGGUGAAAUAGACGCCGCUGGUUCGAAAAAGUCUUUAGAUAUUAUCGAGCUUGGUUGCACACUGGACCCCAGUCUUGUCUCAGACUUCCGGAUUGGGAAUACGCAGUCAGAGGUAAUAUCGGAUUUGUAUGCAUUCCGAUUUGCUGGAAGCGAAAAGGUGGAUAUAGUGUGCAGCGUCAAGGUCUGCCCUAAUGGAAGUUCGGCAUGUGACUUUACAUGUGACGACAGAAAAAGAAGGAGCGUCCCAUACAUAUCUUCUGCAAAUGACUAUAACGAAGCUGUGACCGCGGCUGAGGAAUCAGUAAAGGGGAGAUAUGCUCGAGAUGCCGACGUGACUGGCACUAGGACCGCUAGACUUAGCUUGAGAGUUAUUGGGCCGCCGAACGUUGGACUUGAAAACAUGAACUUCUUUAGCGGUUCCACACCGCGAGUCACCUACCGGACAGCUACAUUGAUCUUAGCUGCACUUAGCCGAUUAAUACGCGUCUAAAGCCAAAGCCAUGAAACUUCUUUAUUUCAUUACAGUCUUUUGGUUUUACAAAUAAAUUAAUACAAAUCAG
Molecule: messenger RNA, 1386 nt
Organism: Mercenaria mercenaria
Lineage: Eukaryota; Metazoa; Mollusca; Bivalvia; Venerida; Veneridae
Exons: 11
Coding region: 102-1316 (404 amino acids)
Source: RefSeq, a predicted model, not a curated record